UUCCCAUUUGGCGGCCCUUGUUUGGAUUAUUUCUCUUACGCCAAGGCUGCAAGCAGGCAGAUCUGCUGCACACUUUAAAAGAUCUGUGCGUCUAAGGCACUCCAGCUUGAAUACAAACACACACAGCCACCUUCACACACGGCACUCCUCACCACCAUCUGCUCUUACCAAUACACUCAUUCUAAGAUGUCAGAACCGGAUUCCAAGUUGGAUAUGACCGCUUUGAGCGAUGCUUUGGAUGGUGGAAGUAAUGCAGGAGGAACAAAAGACGUUCCAACACAAUCAAAGCCAAGCGAAGAAGCAGCUCGUGAAACGAUGAAUAAAUCAAAUACAUUAACCGUUGAUGCAAAAGAAAAAGAUGGAAAGGGAUCACCUGAAACACUUUCUCCUCCAGGAUCACCUGCUGAAGAACAAACAACGCAAUCUGCCGCUACAGCAACGCCUGCUAUCCCGUCCGAAAAUACUCAAGCAACACAGUUAGACCCUACAACACAACAAAUCAAGACAAUGUUUCCAGACAUAGAUACAGACACAAUUCAAGCUGUUGUGGUUGCUGAAGGUGGUGAUUUUGAAAGAGCAAUCAAUACGCUCUUACAGAUGUCAGAUCCUUCUUACGUUCCUCCACCACCUCGUGAACUCAGUCAAACGGAACAGGAUGAACAAUUCGCAAGAUCACUUGCUGCCUCGGAAGAACAACAAGCAAGAUCACAAAGACCAUUCGUUAACCCCUCAUCGGCAAGAGGAGGUGCUCUUGGAUCGCUGUUCGGCAUGGGAGGUCAGGGACAGGAGCAAUCUCAAUCGCCGGCAUACGAUCCAAACAAUCUCUCCUAUCAACCACGUGUUCGUCGUACAGCCUCUGGUAAUCAAACAACCAACGCUCCGAGACCCACUUAUAGUCCACAGAACUCUACUGGAUAUAAUGGUCAAGGCGGAGCAGGAUUACCGGGACCUAAAGAAGCAAAACAGUGGCAAGAGGAUAUCAAUAAAUUUGCUGAGCAAGGUUUUGCAAAAGCGGCUUCUACCUUUUCGGCUUUGCGUCAAAAAGGUGAACAAGCAUGGGCACAACGUAGUCAAGGUUCACCCGGUGCCGGAGCUUAUAAUGAUCAGGUUCCUCCAAGCGGGCGAGGCGGAUCAUUUUUCGGAGGAUGGAAUCAAAGAAAUCCUUCGGGAAGUUCGGGUUCUACUGCUUCACCUACGAUAGGAUCGGGACGUGGAUUCGAUCGUGAUCCAUCUCCUGUCGGAGAGAAUGAAUUGGCAAAGAUUUUGGCUCGUGGAAGGAAUGAUUCUGCAAGUGGAGAGUCAUCACCUGCCAGAAAGAAUAGCUUAAGCAGUAUAGCCGAUCGGUAUAAGAAAGUUGCAGGAGGACAAAGACAAGGCGGAUCAAAAUCAUCUUCUAUGAGCAAAAAUGAUGGAAUAGACGAUGAUGCUGAUGAUGCAAAUUUUGGUUGGGACGAUGCAGGUAGAACAGGAGGUGGUAAAGCAAGCGAAAAAACAUUUGAACCGAUCAAGAUUAGUGACAAUAGUGUCGAUUCUCCACCCAUUUCUGCGAAAUCUCAAUCGCAACGCAAUGCUGUCAGUUUGAUGGAAGGAAGUGCAGGCCGUGGUAUCACGUCACCAAGAAGUGGAAGUCAUGCUGAAUCUGACAAGAAUGCUACUGCUCAUCAAGAUGCACACAAUCAUGAUGAUGAUGACGAUGAUUUGGAGUAUGUUGCUAAUCCUUUCGAAGAUGAAGAUUGAAAUGCACAAAUUCAAUUGCGAAAGACAUAUGUCUAAAUAAUGUAC
This is a messenger RNA of Meira miltonrushii, 1782 nucleotides long. RefSeq lists its product as uncharacterized. Gene Ontology annotation, molecular function: ubiquitin binding; ubiquitin conjugating enzyme binding. Gene Ontology annotation, cellular component: cytoplasm. The record is from RefSeq and is a predicted model, not a curated record. NCBI's taxonomy places the organism in Eukaryota, Fungi, Basidiomycota, Exobasidiomycetes, Exobasidiales, Brachybasidiaceae. Gene Ontology annotation, biological process: ubiquitin-dependent protein catabolic process. The transcript has a single exon. Bases 187 to 1737 code for a protein of 516 amino acids.